Phytophthora infestans T30-4 is the source of this 669-nucleotide messenger RNA. RefSeq lists its product as uncharacterized. Bases 1 to 669 code for a protein of 222 amino acids. The transcript has a single exon. The record is from RefSeq and is a predicted model, not a curated record. Lineage: Eukaryota; Oomycota; Peronosporomycetes; Peronosporales; Peronosporaceae.
AUGAUGUUCCUCCUCGCUGUCCUGGCCUUCUUGGCCGCCACCUCUACCUCUACACCGACAUUGCCUGUGAUCGAUCUGCGCCCAGAGUCCCCACUGGCAUCACAGAGCGUGCUGUACGGCGUCCCGCAGCUCUUCCGUGUCUCGGAGCUGCAGCCUGCCACAGUUUACGAUAUAAAAGUGUCAUACCCAUCGACACAGCCGUCGAUCUUUGCGCUGCAGGUGGAGCGAGUGCUGCUGCCGCUACCAGUUGCAAGCAAUAAUGACUUUGACGCUACAAACUUCGCGAAAAAUACGCCCAUGCCGCCUCGUAGACGAGUGUUAAACACAGCGAAACUUCGACUCCACCCGACAGAAAUGGAGACGCACGAGUCAGUACGAUACCGUCUGGAGCCAUCAGGGGGAGCGAUCGAAGUGGAAUUUUCACUCCUGGCCGAGGUUGAAGGCGUUCGACAUCCAGAUUCCACGCUAGAAAUGACGGAAUGUGUGUUCGAUAUUGUGGUGGAGGAAGUGCUGCUCGAAGCCUUCCCCAGAGACACGUUGGUCCUCAUCGCGUGGCUGGUGACUUUACUAUUUGCAAGUUGGAGAUGGGUGUUGCCGUACUUGGAGAAGAAACUUGCUCUCGGGUUUGAAGAAGACAGAGUCCGAUUAGAGGACGCUAAAGACUCGUGA